AUGCGUUUUCUCUCUUCUUCAGCCUUUGUGAAGGAACCAAUGGGAUACACGCUUUCCACAGCGGCCAUGGAUGCCAUUCACCAAGAUUCGUUCGCCGAAACAACAAAACUCCAAUACGAAAAACAUUGUACUCUCUUUUCUGAUUCUAACCAUCCCCAUAGUUUCUCCGAAUACUCAAAGAUGGCAUCAAACCAUUGUAUUCGAACGGUUCUCAAUUUCGAAGAAAUCGCCAAGAUCGGAUCUCAAAAUUCUGACGCGAAGACCUUAACACAUGAUACAGGUUGUGAUGUCGAUGCCGUGUUGAAAUUGUUGAAGUGA
This is a messenger RNA of Vicia faba (fava bean), 318 nucleotides long. The record is from the annotation of a GenBank genome assembly. NCBI's taxonomy places the organism in Eukaryota, Viridiplantae, Streptophyta, Magnoliopsida, Fabales, Fabaceae.